Messenger RNA from Psylliodes chrysocephalus, 846 nucleotides. Lineage: Eukaryota; Metazoa; Arthropoda; Insecta; Coleoptera; Chrysomelidae. The record is from the annotation of a GenBank genome assembly.
CUUAAUAAUGUUACGAAUUAAUAUAACACCCUGUGAAUAGGUAUGUUAUGAUUUGUAAAGUUUUGUCCAAGGGCAGGCGCGUUUUACGAAAUGUUUUAUGAUCGCAAUUCAAGAUCAAGUCAUCAGAACACAGUAUUAUGCGAAACACAUCCUAAAAGAUCGAACAGUUCCUGAUGAUCUUUGUAGGAGAUGUAAACGUGCAAAAGAAACUAUCCACCAUAUAACAACGGGGUGUCAGUCAAUAGUACAAGCAGACUAUAAGGUCAGACAUGACCAGGUGGCAAAGAUAAUACACCAGAAAAUAGCACUUAAUUUCCUAUUAACCCAAGAAAACACCCUUUAUUAUAAAUAUACUCCUGAAAGGGUUAUGGAGAAUGACAUUGUUGUAUUAUACUGGGACAGAACGCUACUUACUGAUCGUACUGUUCAAGCAAAUAGACCAGAUAUAACAUUAAUAAAUAAAAUGGAAAAAUGGGCAUUCUUAAUAGACGUAGCCGUACCGCAUACGAAUAACCUCCAGGAUACGCAUAAUACAAAAAUAAACAAAUAUAGGGAACUAGCAGUAGAGAUAAAAGAACAAUGGGGUCUCAAUAAAGUUACAAUUUUACCAGCGGUUCUCUAGCAACAGGAAUUAUACCAAAAUCAUUUAUAGACACCUUAAAUGCAUCAAUCAUGCCAGAAAUGAUUCGUCCCAUCCAAAAGGCUGUCAUAUUAUCCACAUGUAAUAUGACAAGAAAAUUCCUAAAUAUUCAAUAACCAUUUGAUUAACAUACUUUCGACUUAUUAGCUCUGUCUGCUUAGGUAUCAGCCCGCAGACAACUACCAACAACCGGUAAAAGCCGAGAA